UCUUCAGUCCCAUCCAAGCGACUGCUCAGAUCAGUUACUGCUGGUUACUGCUGUUUAGUUAACGUAUAAAAUAGCGUCAAAACUGUGUUGUGUUGUACACCUUCAAUUGGCGGGUGUUUUACUUCUAACAAUGAAAAUUUUCUUUGUUUUACAAGUUUCAUAAGAAUAUUUAGAUAAUUCAGAAAUUUUAUUCAGUAUUUAUCUAUAAAGUUGCAAGUUUUAUCAAUCAUAAUCAAGAUGUUAUAAUAUAAAGUGUAUUAAAUAUAAAGUUUAUAUAUUUUAAAUAAAUUUUACAGUGAAAAAAAUUAAAAAAAUGAACGGCAUGAGUAGAGUAAAUUAAAGGCAGUCAAAAGCACGCAUAAAUAGCAACAGUAAAAGACAGAAAUUGUAGAUAAAUUAGAAGAAUAAAGAAGAAAAGAAAAACUCGACGAUGGUCGUCGAAUGGUUAUGUCCUGGAAUGAGGCCCACUGGUAGUCGUAGGCCUCGGAUUCUUCACUGCAAGGUCAUCCUCCUUGACGAGCACGAGUUACUGCAAGAUGUACUGGGUUCAAACUUGGGGCAAGAGUUAUUGGACCGCGUUUUCCGUCAUUUGAACCUUUUGGAAACAGCUUACUUUGGAUUACGGUACUUAGAUCACGAAAAUCAAAUGCAAUGGUUAGAUCCAAGUAAAAAAAUUGGAAAGCAAUUGAAAAUUCGUAAGAAUGAUUCGACGCAAGAUACUUACACCCUUUAUUUUGGUGUUAAAUUUUACGCCGCUGAUCCUUGCAAGCUCAUUGAAGAAAUUACAAGGUAUCAAUUCUUCCUACAAGUUAAACAGGAUAUUUUCCAUGGCAGGUUACCAGUUUCUUUUGAUCUAGCUGCUGAAUUAGGUGCUUAUGUAGUCCAAUCGGAACUUGGUGAUUAUGAUCCGCGACGGCAUUCUCCCGGUUAUGUUACCGAGUUUCGAUUUCUCACUAAUCAAACGUCUGAACUGGAAUCAAGGAUAGUCGAGCUUCAUAAAACUCUAAUUGGUCAAGUGCCGUCAACAGCAGAGCUCAACUAUUUGGACAAAGUUAAGUGGCUUGAAAUGUAUGGAGUUGAUCUUCACCCCGUGUUAUUUGAGGGCGAUGACAGCGUUGAAUACUAUUUGGGUUUAACUCCAAGUGGUAUAAUAUUAUUACGAAAUAAAACCAAAGUAGGCAACUACUACUGGCCACGUAUCAACAAAAUAUAUUACAAAGGUAGAUACUUCAUGCUUCGUGUCAGCGAAAAAAAUUCAGAAGAGCGAACGCACGGGUUUGAAACGCCGUCAAAGGGUGCUUGUCGACAUCUUUGGAAGUGUUGCCAAGAGCAUCAAGCAUUUUUCCGAUUAAUGGCCACUGGACCACCGCCUAUGAGCCCGUACUCUCGUUUCCGCUCUUACAGUCCCACUUCAGAAAAAAAUCAGCAGGGUUCUAUUCGUCGGAUUCCACAGCCAUCUUUUCAACGUGUUCCAAGUCGUAGAGCUCAGCGUAGAAUCGUCGAAGGACAAGAGACAGUCGGGCCAUUUACGGAAACUCCAGCAGUUGAUCGUAUAACAUCUGUCAAUUUAGGAAACUCUAAUAUCACUAGACAUGUAAAUAGUUCCAGUCCCAGAAGUAUUCGAAGUGCUCCGUGGACUCAAAGUCAAUCGCGAGGGUUCUAUUCAUCGUCCAGUCCUCGGUCUGUGCGUUCUGCAGGCACAGCUCCUGGGUUAUUUAACAGAAUUCACAGGCGGAGUAGUUCUGUAGAAAGUCAAAGCUCUGGUGACAGCCAUAGUCGCAGUGGACAUCGUAGACGAAGCCAUAGUCACAGUCACAGCCACCGGAGACAUAGCCGGCAUUCUGACUGCGAGUCUGAACUUUCUAGAGGAUCCGAUAGCAGAUCUGGUCACCGUAAACAUCGCCGAAAGCACAGAAGUUCUCGUAACUCACGGCAUGAGUUGGUUGAUUCUGAGCCACAGUGGAGAGAAGCACAAAAACGAAAAGCUGAAGGAGUUCAAAGAGCAGUGGUGAGUCAUACAGAACCGAGAAGAAAACAUAGAAGUAGACAUAGAAGUCCAUCUCAGAAAUUACCUCACGAACUUAGAAAGCAUUUAGAGUAUGAUCUCAUUGAUACAUCAAGAAUGACUGAAGAACAACGAAGAGAAAUAUCAUACACAGUUGUUAAAUCUCAAACAACCCCUCAAAGUCUUUCGCAUUUAAGUAAUUUACAUUUAGACGUUGAUGCAACAGUCUCAACUAGAACAAUCGGAACAUUUGACAAGAGGGAUAGACAAAUUCGUCAUAAAUACGAGGCUAAUUAUGACCCAGUAUUAUCAUCAAGAUCCACUGGACUCGAAUCAAAGUAUUCGGCACCUAGGAAUCAUUAUAAUCAUCAAAGAGAUUAUAAUUCGACUUCACGUAAUAGCAAAAUAUUAAUUGGCAGCAAUGUUGAUAGUGGAUUAGGUGAAAGCACCACUCAAGAUUUAUCGAGUUGCUGUUCAAGUUCUGCUGAUAGCACUAGAAUAACUCGUAUGACGCAAGGACAAUUACCAAGAAAAGGAAUUUAUGAUUUAUCACCAAAUCCCGAAAAUUCGCCUCUUAUUGAUGUUACUUUAGAUGCAGUUCUUCAACCUAUAAUAUCAACAUUAACACGGAAACCUAAGAAUUUGCCCAAAUUAUAAUUGAAUAAAUCAUCUUAUAUUAAAUGACGUAUAAAAACCUGUUGUUAAUUCAUCUACUUUGUAAAUUUUUAUAUUCUUAAAUAAAUAAAUAAAAAUAAAUCCUAAUCCUAUU
Molecule: messenger RNA, 2774 nt
Organism: Cotesia glomerata
Lineage: Eukaryota; Metazoa; Arthropoda; Insecta; Hymenoptera; Braconidae
Product: band 4.1-like protein 4
Exons: 16
Coding region: 431-2662 (743 amino acids)
Cellular component (GO): cytoskeleton
Source: RefSeq, a predicted model, not a curated record